Messenger RNA from Austrofundulus limnaeus, 1835 nucleotides. It is a transcript of the gene atg4b, whose product is annotated as autophagy related 4B, cysteine peptidase. Bases 33 to 1238 code for a protein of 401 amino acids. The record is from RefSeq and is a predicted model, not a curated record. Gene Ontology annotation, biological process: piecemeal microautophagy of the nucleus; protein delipidation; aggrephagy. NCBI's taxonomy places the organism in Eukaryota, Metazoa, Chordata, Actinopteri, Cyprinodontiformes, Rivulidae. Gene Ontology annotation, cellular component: cytoplasm. The transcript has 13 exons. Gene Ontology annotation, molecular function: cysteine-type endopeptidase activity; protein-phosphatidylethanolamide deconjugating activity.
ACAACAAACAAGAUAGGGUGAAGAUCGUCGGGAUGGAUGCAGCUACAUUGACGUACGACACACUUCGUUUUGGAGAGUUUGAAGAUUUUCCUGAGACCUCAGAGCCUGUGUGGAUCUUGGGGAAAGAGUACAAUGCACUCACAGAGAAAGAGGAGAUUUUAUCAGACGUCACGUCGCGGCUGUGGUUCACUUACAGAAAAAACUUUCCGCCGAUUGGGGGCACUGGACCAACAUCAGACACAGGAUGGGGAUGUAUGUUACGGUGUGGCCAGAUGAUCCUAGGAGAGGCCUUGGUGUGUAGGCACUUGAGUAGAGACUGGAGGUGGGCCAAAGGCCAGAAACAAAGAGAAGAGUACAUCAGUAUUCUCAACGCCUUCAUUGACAAAAAAGACAGCUACUAUUCCAUCCACCAAAUUGUUUUCUUCCUGUACGCUGCAGCCCAAAUGGGAGUCGGAGAGGGAAAGCCAAUCGGACAGUGGUAUGGACCAAACACAGUCGCCCAAGUUCUAAAGAAGCUGGCAGUGUUUGAUACGUGGAGCAGAUUAGUUGUACACGUGGCCAUGGACAACACUGUGAUCAUCGAGGAGAUCAAGCGUCUUUGCAUGCCGUGGCUAGACUUCUCAGAGCCGUGUGGAGGAGCAGAGGGAGCCGGGGAGCUGAACGGCUGCCUGGAGGGAGCGUGCGCCCUGGCUGAGGAGGAGACGGCUCUCUGGAAACCCCUGGUCCUGCUCAUCCCCCUCAGGCUGGGCCUGAGUGAUAUAAACGAGGCCUACAUCGACACCCUAAAGCAAUGCUUCAUGCUGCCACAGUCCCUGGGGGUCAUUGGGGGCAAACCUAACAGUGCCCAUUACUUCAUUGGUUAUGUUGGAGAGGAGCUGAUCUAUUUAGACCCACACACAACCCAGCCUGCAGUGGAGCCAUGUGAAGACAGCCAGGUCCCAGAUGAGACGUACCACUGUCAGCACCCACCCUGCCGCAUGCAGAUCUGUGAACUGGACCCAUCCAUCGCAGUGGGUUUUUUCUGCAGAACAGAAGAUGAGUUUGACGACUGGUGCAUGCGCAUAAGAAGACUGACCUGCAAGAAAGGAGGGCUGCCCAUGUUUGAAUUGGUCGACAGUCAACCCGCCCACAUGGUCAGCGUUGAUGCACUUAACCUUACUCCUGAUUUCUCAGACUCAGACAGACUGGAACGGUUCUUCGAUUCAGAAGACGAGGAGUUUGAGAUCCUGUCCUUGUGAAGAAUGUCAUGAACUAUGAUUUGCGGUUCUCAGCAGCGAGCGGAAAACUCUCCAUCUCUUCUCUGAAUCAGAAAGGAAACCCCGAGAGGACGAACAUUUAUUGGAGGCUUCUUCAGCCAGUCCGGCUCAGUGGGGCAGUCUGUGUUUCACAUCAUUCUUCUCAUCAGCCUCUGAUUGCUCUUCGUAUCCCAACAUGGAGACUUGCCCAAUGGACGCUGUAGCAGCAGCUCAGGAUCAAUUCUGUAUGCACAUCUUCACACUUUUUUUUGUUUUUCCAUUUGAGUCUUAACACUUUCAAUGUUUAUGCUGAAGUGAUAUGGUGCCUUUCCCCGACCCCUGUAAGUAAAGUUGCCAUAAUGGUUUUAUGUUCAAUAGACUAAAUAUGGUUCAUGGCGCCGAUGGCUUAACACAGUUUGUCACUAAUAAUAAUAACUGAAGUCUAACAGCCUGUAAAGAAACAAAGUCAAAUCUGCAGGCAAGUUGUAUUAGUCAUAAUGCAAAGUAACCUUGCAGAGUUUAAAACAUGUACACUAGUUGAAAAUUAUUUAUUUAAUCAAAAACUUAGAAAUAAUAGAAAUGCAGUUUCAAAACAAAAAA